CAUCAUUCUGUACUGAAAUAUUUGGGCUGGCAGUCCAAUAAAUAAUCUGUCAUAUUCGGAAUUGAAUGACUUUCUUGUAGAUUCGUAAUUUUUACUUAAUCCAACGUUACAUUUAAUAAAAUGGCCAAAAAGACCUACGACUUGCUGUUUAAAUUACUCCUCAUCGGCGACUCCGGCGUGGGAAAGACCUGCAUAUUGUUCAGAUUUUCAGAUAAUCACUUCACAACUACAUUUAUAUCAACCAUCGGGAUCGACUUCAAAAUAAAAACAGUGGAACUACGCGGCAAGAAGAUCAAGCUGCAGAUAUGGGACACGGCGGGCCAGGAGCGCUUCCACACGAUCACCACGUCGUACUACCGCGGCGCGAUGGGCAUCAUGCUCGUAUACGACAUUACCAACGAGAAAACAUUUGACGACAUCGUCAAGUGGUUACGAAAUAUAGACGAGCACGCGAAUGAAGAUGUGGAGAAGAUGAUCCUAGGGAACAAAUGCGACAUGGAAGAGAAGCGGGUCGUCAGCAAGGAGCGCGGGGAGGCGAUCGCCCGCGAGCACGGCAUCCGGUUCAUGGAGACGUCCGCAAAGGCCAACAUCAACAUCGACCGCGCGUUCUCGGAGCUGGCCGAGGCCAUCCUGGACAAGACGGCGGGGCGCGAGGCGGACGCGGACCACUCGCGCAUCGCGGUGGAGCGCCGCCCGUCCCGCGCGCCGCCCGCCCGCGCCUGCUGCACGUAAGCGAGCCCCCCGCCCCGCGCACCCCGCCGCCCGCACCCACGCCGCUCAGCGCGCUCGUCACUCGCCGCGGACUCGAGGGGCAACCGUGGGAUCAAAUCGAUUUAUAUUUCCAAUCAGAUGACAUGUUUGACAUCGCGUUUUGUAAUUUACUUUAAGCACGAGUCAUUUAGGUUAAGAGUAAAGUUGCUGCGCUUCGCACCGGUGUUGUAGCGCGCGGACGUUCUGUCACUUUUCUAUCUUCUGUCGAUAUGUUGGCGAGCUCGUAGUCUAGGUGACUAUACUGUGCCCUGUAACCUUAGUCUCAAACUUGUUCUUGUGUUACGCUUCAUCGUCGUUGUAAAUGUUUAGAUUAUGGAGUGUCGUUAGAAAAUAUAAACUCGACUUAGGAGGCGGGCGGUGGAGAAUUAUAUAUUGUCUAUUAGUUUUAGCGGAUGUGUCUCAACUUAAAUUAUUGUACCGUUAUGUUUAACGCACACACAAUGAUAAGCAGACCACGCCGUCUAAACAUUCAUACAAUCUGCCGUCUAGAGAUUCUCCACGAGGUUAUCGUGUGGAAUAUUUGGGACUGGAACGUGGGCGGCACCCACGACGUGCUCGCACUACGUGAUAAAAUAAGUCUAUAAGAGGCUGUAUGAAUAUUUAGACUGCGCCAGUACUGCACCGUAGGGGAGCCAGGCUCGGCUGCACCACUUCAGUACUCACAAUGAGUAAAUUAGAAACGAGGCAGGUGUCGGAAUACGGCUUAUACGAGGGCGGAAUAGACCAACUUUAGAGAGCAAUACCAACUGUUCACUAGCAAUACAAUACAAUAUUUGAUAUCCAUAGUUCAUAAAUUAUAAUUCCAUUUUUAUAUACAGACGCAACAAUUAUCACCACAAGGACAUGUUUUUUUUUUUUAAAUAAUAGGAAAUAAUAUUUUAAAAUAUUGGUGUUGUAGCCAUGGAAAUUCUGAUAAUACUGAUCUAUCGAGCGAUGGUAAUAACUGUUAAAUAUCCACUAAAAAUGUUUUGUACCGAUGUUCUCCUAAUUAUAGAACCUGUACGCACUACAACAAAGUAAAAAUUUAAAUAAUGCGUUUUCGCUUGUAGUGAUGAAUGUUGCUGUUCAUCGCGUAAGUUAACUGUAGGGAAGUGUCGAAUAAACACUGUUGUCCGCAAUAAUAAAGCGUUUACAAACGUGCAAUACAUUAUGUAAGAAUUUGUGAACGAUUGAGAGAUUUAUAUUAAGGCUUACGUCCCACUUCGACCGGUCCAGACUUUGGAAUUCUACAUAUUAAUGUUCAUGUGACGGCUCAAUAGUCAAUACACAAAAUUAGCCGAGUACAUCAGUUUAAAAAAAAGAACUCUGGACUAAUUGCUCGUUGUGGGAUUGAUGCCUUAGUAAUGUGGCGCCAUUGUGCCAGGUGAAUGUAACAUUUGUCCCAACUCUACUCUUUCAAUGUAAGUAGUUAUUUUCGUUCGCGAGACGCAUGAUACUCAUUUGACUUUUACCCAUUUCACCUUUGGAAGGCUCAUCAGCGUUGUGGUGAAGCAUGCCGCUUGUCGCUAUGGACCAUAUAAAAAAGAGUACGCACGGCAUAUCAAUUGAUUGUGUCAAUGUGGUGAAGCGCGCCGAGGCAUGCGUCUCGCGGCGGACUUUUUAGUUCCGGUGCUUUCGCUUGUGAAGUGUCCAUGCGCCGUUCAAUAUGCUCCUGCUGUUUCAAUUAUAAUACCUGAGUAUUUUCAGUACAACUUGUAGAUAGUGUAAACAUUUAACUUUUGAAAAAAUGGAGUAAGUACCACACAAUUAACUAUUGUUAUUGUAAGAAAGCUUUUCAUGAAAUUAGUAAAAUAUUUGUUAACAUUGUUUACAACUAGUACUGAAAAUACUGCAGUCACAAUUAUCUUUUUAUUUAACUAGUUAAUUAACUUUUAAUUUUGAUUCGCGAUUAUCGCUUCGUACGCGGCGUUGUAGCUCGUUUGUUUUGGCACGUCCCGGCGAUGGCUGACAGGCGCGCAGUGUAGAAGCACUACCAGGAUUCGUGACUAAUAAAAUGAAAUAACUCAGCGCAGUCUAAUGUUGUCUAGUGAAUAUAUCAUUUUGCCCCUGCAUUUGGUAUAUGUGCUGUCUCUACCGGCGUGCGUUACAUAUCCGUGAGCCACACGCGCCGUGUACGCGUUUAUGUUCCGCUCACAUUUAUACAUUUUAUACAGAUAGCGAACCAUUGUAAUAGAAUUAAUCGUAUCGUCGUGCCGAACCCGACCAAUGCUUGCAUAGUGACCCGCGGUGGUCAUUCUGGAUUGUUCCUAUGUCUGUACUUAAUGUUUAUGUUUUAGUGUUGCCAGCCGUCACGGUAAAGCCGCUUAACGUUGGCUUUUUAGAAUUUGUGCCUAACUAAAUUAGACGCUGUCUGGGUCGAAUGGGUUUUGUCAGACUUUUCAAUGAUGGACUAGUGAUGCCAGGCAUAUGGAUAAUGCUAAAAAUUCUGGGUACCUUUUGAUCACUUGUGUCCGACUAACCCGCCUGAUCAAUUCGUUGACGAUAACGCUGUUUGAACACGCACGACUUGAUUUGAUUCAAUAUGCCACCAGUGACUUGCGAGCACAAACUAUACCGCCAGCGCCUGAUAUGGGCGGUCUGGUUCGGCACGACGACACCUCAAUGAUAUAGAUAAUUUAAGAAAUGUAUUCGUGUAUCGUAAUGCGACGGGCGUUGGUCGAAUGGAUUCAUAUUUUAUUGUACGGUGUGUCGUAUGUCUCGUCGGUUUGUACCCGCUUUUAUAAAUAAACAUCGGCAUUUGUAUAUUAUGUUCAUAUUAAAAUACCUAUCGGAAA
Messenger RNA from Manduca sexta (tobacco hornworm), 3545 nucleotides. RefSeq names its product ras-related protein Rab-10-like (gene Rab10). NCBI's taxonomy places the organism in Eukaryota, Metazoa, Arthropoda, Insecta, Lepidoptera, Sphingidae. The transcript has 4 exons. Gene Ontology annotation, biological process: cellular response to insulin stimulus. The record is from RefSeq and is a predicted model, not a curated record. Gene Ontology annotation, cellular component: Golgi apparatus; recycling endosome; insulin-responsive compartment. The coding region runs from base 121 to 732 and encodes 203 amino acids. Gene Ontology annotation, molecular function: GTPase activity; GTP binding.